This is a messenger RNA of Owenia fusiformis, 1236 nucleotides long. The record is from the annotation of a GenBank genome assembly. NCBI's taxonomy places the organism in Eukaryota, Metazoa, Annelida, Polychaeta, Sabellida, Oweniidae.
GAAAAAACUCCUUGUAUGAAAAAUGCUUUGACAUAGAUUACGAAUUCAUGAUCUUGUGAAAGUGUGUUAACAGUGGUAACCUUUUAACAACGAUGAUUCAUGAGCCUAAGGACUUCGCUUGUUAAAAGAGGAUACAGUGGUCGUGGCUUAAACUACGGCCGUUUAUAUGGAUAUAUGUCAGGUCAAGGAUGAUUUUUGAGAGACGUCGAUAUUAAGAGACCAUAAGGACUGUCGCCAAAAUGAAGCUAAGGGAAUUCUCCACGUUUGUAUUUAUACUGAUUGCCCAAAUGGGCUACGCAACUUGCUUCCUUCAGGGGAUAUUUGGUAACCUUCUAUCCAGCAAGGAAGAGUUACCGAUCUGUGAGGAAAAUGCAAAGAUAUUAGGAGGGCAGGGAAUGGCAGGUGGUUUUAAGCUGUGCCGUGACCCAGAGCCCGUGAACAAUGACGAAGUUCCGAAUGGCAAGCCUAGUAAAAUCUGCUUAGACCUUGUCAUUGCAUUGGAUGUAUCAUGCUCUGUUCCCGAUGAAACUAAAGAAAAGGCGCUUAACUUGAUAAAAGAAAUCGUAGCUAGAAUCGUGUCUGGCGCCGCGAAGGUCCACCUUGUGACGUAUGCAAAUAUCAUCCAAUAUUCAUAUCCGGAUACUUCCCCGCCUUCGUUCUAUAGUGGCGACACCCCGGAUGAUUUCCUCGCUGAAAUAGAACGGUCUGAUUUCUUAAAAGCUGGGAAAUGCAAGACUAAAAUUGCGAACGGAUUUUCGCGGGCUAAGCAACUUUUUGAUGACGUCACUCAAGAUAGAAACGAUUCUGAUUACCCGGAUGUACUGCUGAUGAUAGGGGAUGGUCGAGGUUCCGAGAAGGAUAGGAGAAAGGGAGCAAACAUCGCGGGAGAUCUAGCCUCCAUGGGCUGUGAGAUAGUAUGGGUCGUGACGCCUCUCGAGGCGCGAAGAGACCCCAAUAAAUCAGAUGAAGUGGAAGAAACGGCCGCAAACACUGAUGUGAUUUUCAGAAUGAAUGAUUACAACGAUACAUACAUCAUUGCACAGAAAUUGUUCACUCACUUUGAACAGAAAUAUAUUUGUGAAUGAUUGAACGAAAGUAAAUGUAACAAUGAUCAAGUAUGCAGCCUUGAUCCGAACAAAACAUGAGAGGCAAAUUUGAAUAUAAGCGAGGCAAAAUAUAAGGCCGAUCCAGAAGUCCUGAUAAAAAUGCUCUAACUUAAAAGUUUAUCAUUUGUUU